CGGAUACUCUGAGUGUGUCUGGGGGACAUUCCAGGGACCAGGACAUUCAGCUGAUCACUCCACUGCUUUGUUUCCCCACUUACAAGCCACAGGUCACUUUCAGUGUCCAUUAACCCAUUGCGGCAGAGCUGUAUCCAGCUUGAGGUACAUUAGUCAAUUACUACAAUCUUUGGGUAGUUUUGGCAGCCACUAUGCCUCACCGUUUGGUAAUUGUGCGUCAUGGGGAAAGCUCAUGGAACCAGGAGAACCGGUUCUGUGGCUGGUUCGAUGCUGACCUCAGUGAAAAGGGGAAAGAGGAGGCCCAAAGAGGGGCACAAGCCAUUAAAGAUGCCAAGAUGGAGUUUGACAUCUGCUACACAUCUGUUCUGAAGAGGGCAGUGCGCACCCUGUGGUACAUACUGGAUGGCACAGACCAGAUGUGGCUGCCAGUGCACAGGUCCUGGAGGCUGAACGAGCGCCAUUACGGGGGGCUGACCGGACUCAACAAGGCAGAAACAGCCGAGAAGCACGGGGAGGAACAAGUCAAGAUCUGGAGGAGAUCCUAUGACAUCCCUCCACCACCAAUGGGAGAAGAUCACCCGUAUUACAAACUCAUCAGCAAGGAUCGGCGCUAUUCAGCCCUUACCUCAUCAGAGCUACCGUCAUGCGAGAGUCUGAAGGACACCAUCGCCCGCGCACUUCCCUACUGGAAUGAAGUAAUCGCCCCACAGAUCCUUGCUGGCAAGCGGGUCCUGAUUGCAGCACACGGGAAUAGCUUGCGGGGCAUUGUCAAACACCUUGAUGGAAUGUCCGAUGCUGCCAUUAUGGAGCUAAACCUCCCCACUGGAAUCCCUAUUGUGUAUGAGCUGGAUGACAAUUUAAAGCCACUCAAGCCCAUGACCUUCCUGGGGGAUGAGGAGACGGUGAGGAAGGCUAUGGAAGCAGUGGCAGCUCAGGGGAAGGCUAAGAAAUAGAGCCAAGGAAAGACACAUGAAGAGCGGAAUGUGGACUUUUGUAAUAAAUCAUAUUCUCUUAGUAAUAUUACCAUGUCCUAAUUAUAACCCACGUCAUCUUUAGUUCAUCCUAAUUGUUAAAGUGUCAUUAUUGUUACGUGUUAUCCUUCCAUUGUCUUAAUUCUCCUGGCCCUAAUGGAGUGAUCACAACACUUUGGUGACCACAUACUGUAUUAAUCAUCAAUGUCAUCUGUAAUUAUAGAGAAUACCCCCUAAACCAAAUGAAGACACAAGGCUGUAUUAAGGUUUGUGUUUGUGGAGGCCCCAGGGCAACAAACUACCAAUAAAUUUGUCAAUAUAA
Pseudophryne corroboree (corroboree frog) is the source of this 1293-nucleotide messenger RNA. It is a transcript of the gene PGAM2, whose product is annotated as phosphoglycerate mutase 2. Lineage: Eukaryota; Metazoa; Chordata; Amphibia; Anura; Myobatrachidae. The transcript has 3 exons. Bases 192 to 953 code for a protein of 253 amino acids. The record is from RefSeq and is a predicted model, not a curated record. Gene Ontology annotation, biological process: glycolytic process. Gene Ontology annotation, molecular function: intramolecular phosphotransferase activity.